Messenger RNA from Temnothorax curvispinosus, 1044 nucleotides. RefSeq lists its product as uncharacterized. NCBI's taxonomy places the organism in Eukaryota, Metazoa, Arthropoda, Insecta, Hymenoptera, Formicidae. Bases 1 to 1044 code for a protein of 347 amino acids. Gene Ontology annotation, molecular function: nucleic acid binding. Gene Ontology annotation, biological process: DNA integration. The transcript has a single exon. The record is from RefSeq and is a predicted model, not a curated record.
AUGGCACAUUAUGGUCUUGUUCGGCACGUGCAAGCUACCAAGUUCGCCGACGAGAUCAAGGAUAUCAGGGAGAAUCGUAAAUUGAGAGCAAGCAGCAAGAUUCUACAGUUACUACCAUUCCUGGACAAGAAGGGAGUUCUCAGGGUGGGCGGUCGACUUCAGUAUUCGUCAUGGCCGUUCAAUCGAAGACAUCCUAUAAUUUUACCGUCCGGAGAUCGAUUCUCAAAAUUAUUGUUCGAGAGAAAGCAUCGUCGAUUGUUACACACUGGUCAGCAACUCUUGUUGUCUUCUAUAAAGGAGCGAUACUGGCCACUCAGGGGGCGCAAUUUGGCGAGGCAAGUUUGCCACGAGUGCAUGCGUUGUGCAAGAAUCAAUCCACGAAAGAUAUUCCAAGUAAUGGGACCCUUGCCGAGCAGUCGAGUACGUCCCAGCCGAGCAUUCACAAUCACCGGCGUCGAUUUCGCCAGCCCCAUAACAACGCUUGUCAACAAGGGUCGAGGACGGAAGACGAACAAAUCUUACAUUGCUCUGUUUGUUUGCUUCGCGACGAAGGCAAUUCACUUGGAGGCUACGAGCAAGCUUACAACCGCGGCAUUUCUAGCGACACUCCGUCGGUUUAUUGGUAGGAGAGGACGUCUACAGAAACUCUACAGCGAUAACGCAACGAAUUUUGUUGGCACUAAUCGAGAGCUGAAGGAAGUAUACCAGUUCGCUCAGGCUCAAGCUAAAGGAAGGAUUGGUGAGGUGCUGUCCAACGAGAACAUCGAAUGGAAGUUUAUACCCCCCUCUUUGCCACACAUGGGCGGACUUUGGGAAGCAGGGGUGAAAGCUUACAAACACCACUUGAAACGAAUUAUGGGAAGCGCUCUAUUCAUUUUCGAGGAGCUUUCAACGAUAUUGAUUCAGAUCGAGGCCUGUUUAAAUUCGAGGCCAUUAUCCCCAUUAUCGUCAGAUCCGACUGACCUACAGCCUUUCACACCUGCGCAUUUUCUAAUGGGAGACACGAUGACUGGGCUUCCGGAUACAGACGUGACGGAUAUUUAA